ACCAUAUUCGCCCAUUGAAGUGACGGUCCGGAAGCGGGCAUGGGCGCGGUACAGGGAUCGCCCGCGUGCGCAUGGUGUCCAGGCGCCAGUGGCGUGGAGGCCGACGAGGCAGAUCUGAAGAGGCGCAAGAUGACCGCGGCUGGCGACCACCUGACGAUGUACCUCGACGCCAGCGCCAGCGCGCUCGAGUCCGAGUACCUCGCCAAGUCCACCGAGGCGCAUGGCUACAUGGGCAAAGCCAAGAAGCGCCCACGCGCCGGGUCGCUGGAAGCGAUUCCGGUGCCCGAUGCGUUCCUCGCUGAGAACCUCCGCGUACGGCGACCGCGUGCAAACACCAACUCGCGCGGGAGCCGCGGCCUCUCCAACGUGACCAGUACGUACCAUUACAGCAACAAUAGUAGCUACGAAACCAUACCCAGCGUCGUCCAAGCAUAAAAGGCAACGUCAUCCGCCAACAUCAUCCUCAAUAUAUAUAUGUCUAUCGAGA
Messenger RNA from Saprolegnia diclina VS20, 487 nucleotides. RefSeq lists its product as hypothetical. The transcript has a single exon. Lineage: Eukaryota; Oomycota; Saprolegniomycetes; Saprolegniales; Saprolegniaceae. Bases 40 to 435 code for a protein of 131 amino acids. The record is from RefSeq and is a predicted model, not a curated record.